GUUGUGCUGCUUGUGAGAGCGAGCGUCACGCCGAGCGUUUUGUGUCUGCCCAAGGAAAUAAAAGCCCGAAGUCCAGAGCAGAGCUGAAGUCUGAAGGGGAUUGGGAGGUCCUCCGCCUCCCGUAUCUCUAUCGCACCCCCCCCCCCGCCCCCUCUGCAAGCUGGGCUGGAGCUGGAAGCUAGAGCGGCGGUGGCCGAUGCUUUACUGAGAGACAGCGCCUGACAUGCUUUUGAGCAGCAGCCUUCCUCCUCCUCCUUCUGUUGCUGUGCUGCAGUGGGAAUAAUCGCCCUGCCAUUGAUUGCAUGGAGAAAUAGACGCCUUUGCUAAGGAGCUACCUGCUCAAGCUCUGAGAAAAGCCUUUCCUGCUACCGUGGCUGCCGCCCGAGCUCUGCUAAGGAGGAAGAACAAGGCAGAGCGCCGGCUUUGCUCUCGUGGAUUUCAGGCUGCCAGAAUGAGCUGAGCUCACUUGUCUCUUUGCCCAAGUGGCUGGAUGGCUCAAGAGGCGGCGGGCAAACUUGGAAAGGACGAAUGCCUUUGGGAAUCGGGGCUGUUCUUGCUGGCUUCCGGGACACCAUUCACGCCCGCGCUUCUGCUGCUCUUGGCGGAGGCAUCUUUGCACAAGGGGACUGAAGGCUGCAAAGACGGCUGCUUGUGGUGGGGCUUCUAACGUGGUCCUAAUGCCGGUCUCUUCCCGGGACGAGCUGGUGGCAGCAAGCGGGAACCUCCCGAGUCCUGCUAAGGCUUACUUACCUUCUCCCGGCAUCUGAUUGGAUACGGCCGGGCUCUGCGUGGGACAGCGGGGCUGUGUGGAGGGGGUCUCGGAAACCAUGGGUUAUUGCAGCGGCAGGUGCACGCUGAUCUUUAUUUGUGGCAUGCAACUGGUGUGUGUGCUGGAGAGACAGAUAUUUGAUUUCCUUGGUUAUCAGUGGGCACCAAUCCUGGCAAAUUUUGUACACAUAAUUAUAGUCAUACUUGGCUUAUUUGGAACCAUCCAGUAUAGACCUCGCUACAUAACAGGAUAUGCUGCCUGGCUAGUCCUGUGGGUUACAUGGAACGUAUUUGUUAUAUGUUUCUACUUGGAGGUUGGGGACCUAUCAAAGGAAUCAGACCUUAUUCUGACUUUCAAUAUUUCAAUGCACCGUUCUUGGUGGAUGGAGAAUGGGCCUGGCUGCACAGUGACAUCUGUAACCCCAGCCCCAGACUGGGCCCCAGAGGACCAUCGCUACAUUACUGUCUCAGGGUGUGUUCUUGAAUACCAAUAUAUAGAAGUUGCUCAUAGUUCUCUACAUAUCUUUCUUGCACUGGCAGGAUUCAUCUACGCCUGUUACGUUGUGAAAUGUAUCUCCGAAGAAGAGGACAGCUCUGAAUACCCGAUGAUGGGAGGAAGAUUGGUCUACUGGCUCCCUGGAGCAAACCAAAUUGAUUUCAUAGGUGGAUUUGAUUCUUACGGCUAUCAAGGCCCUCAGAAGACAUCUCAUUUACAGCUACAGCCCAUGUACAUGUCAAAGUGACACGAGUAAAGGGUAUGGCUGAGCUGACGGACCUGUCCAAGGACUUAUUCCAGCAUGGUCUCUAUGGAUUGCAAAGGAU
Messenger RNA from Sphaerodactylus townsendi, 1590 nucleotides. RefSeq names its product sodium/potassium transporting ATPase interacting 2 (gene NKAIN2). Gene Ontology annotation, biological process: regulation of sodium ion transport. The record is from RefSeq and is a predicted model, not a curated record. The coding region runs from base 828 to 1511 and encodes 227 amino acids. The transcript has 8 exons. Lineage: Eukaryota; Metazoa; Chordata; Lepidosauria; Squamata; Sphaerodactylidae.